UAAUCAGUCUAAUAAAUUAAAAACUUCGGUAAGGAAUACAGGAUUAGUUUUACAUGUUCAAGUAACAAGGAAGUUAAAUCCCGUUAUGUUAUGUUAUAGUAAUAUUUUGAGUUAUUAGAUUUCAGUACAAGAAGUGCGAAUUGAGUUGAUCAAUUAAAUGUGCAUUCAAAGUAAUAGAAACGAGUAGUAAAUGUCUGUUAUAUAAAAAUGGAGUUUAGUGAUAUAAGUAAGACAACGUCUGAAACUAAGCGCCACAGAAAGACUAAUCUAUACGAGAACACGGCUGUUACUGUGGCAACGGUUGAAAACGAGCUUGUGGAUCAACCAGAAAAAGGCGAAGCAGAUUAUGAGCAAUUACACUUGAGCAGCAAAACAGAAACGGUAAAACAUAAUAAGAAGGAAAAUACACAAAAUCGGAACAAAAUUAUUAUUUAUACAAUUUUGGCAAUGCUUGUUUUGCUGUAUAUUGCAGUCAUAGUGUUGACUGUUAUCGUAUUCCUACCGAAAAGUCAAGUUCAUGGAGGUUGGAGCACAUGGUCCUCUUGCGGAUCUUGUUCAAUUUCGUGUGAUGUUGGCAUGCAGUCUCGUAGCAGGUCGUGUUUUACCCCAUAUCCCAGUCUCACAGGGGAUCAUUGUUUUGGGGACUCAAGAGAUGAUCGAAUAUGUUUACCUGGCGCUUGUUCUGAUGGGAGCUGGAGCAGCUGGAGUAGUUGGGGUACAUGUAGUGAGACUUGUGGCGGUGGAGUAAGAUCACAGACACGAACCUGUACAAACCCUGCACCAUCAUUAUUGGGGAAAGCGUGUAACGGUACUCCUGUACAAGUUAGCACCUGUAACAAGCAAACAUGUCCUGAAAAUAAGGUUGCUUUCACAGCGUAUGGAAUAUCAGGAACUAUGACAGCAAUAUUCUCUGAAAUAAUUCAGAACUAUGGCAAUGGGUACAGCAACUCCACCGGAGUGUUUCUAUGCACAAUCCCUGGCCUCUAUUACUUUUCAGGACAAUUUUCAAAGAAACAUGAUCACAAUAUUAAUAUUGACACAUUUUCCUGUUACAUUUUUUUGAAUUCAAAACCUCAGUUAGGCGCCAUCUAUGAUCCUCAUGAAGAUGCCGGCUCUGAAAAUGAUGCAAGCGGGUACUCCCUGAGUUUAUCUGGCACUUUUCAUUUAGAUACAAACGACACAGUCUAUAUCGGUGGAUGCAGUGGAAUCCAUGCCAUUUACACAGAUAAAAAACAUGAAAGUACAUGGACCAUAUAAUCUAUAC
Molecule: messenger RNA, 1264 nt
Organism: Mercenaria mercenaria
Lineage: Eukaryota; Metazoa; Mollusca; Bivalvia; Venerida; Veneridae
Product: isthmin-1-like
Exons: 4
Coding region: 208-1257 (349 amino acids)
Molecular function (GO): protein binding
Source: RefSeq, a predicted model, not a curated record